AAGGCGAACGAGCCGCUCAUGUUUCCCGGCCAGCCACCGUCCUCGUGCGGCGUCCACCCGGCGACGUCGUCCAGCUUCCAGCCGUGGUUGGAAGCCCCGGCCCCGCAGCCGGUGGUCCUCCACGCGCAGGUGCCAUGCGCGGCUCUGGCCGGCGUCCAGGUGACGCUGGAGAACCGCGACCUCUGGAGCAAGUUCUACGCCAUCGGCAACGAGAUGAUCAUCACCAGGCCCGGCAGGCGCAUGUUCCCGGUGAUGCAAGUCAGCGUGAGCGGCAUGGAGCACAGCUGCUACUACAUGCUGCUGCUGGACCUGGUGCCGACGGACAACUUCCGCUACCGCUUCCUGGGCAACUGCUGGCUCCCCGUCGAGGCGGCCAACGACUGCUCGCCCGAGGACUGCGUGGGCGGCGACGGCAGGCCGUUCCUGCACGAGAACGGGCCCUGCCUCGGCUCCCAGUGGAUGAUGAGGCCCGUCAACUUCGGCGCCGUCAAGCUCACCAACCAGAAGAGCAACACCGCGCAGAAGGCGAGCGACCCUCAUUUGUUUGUAAGGACACGCGCAAACGCACGCGCAAACACGCACGCGCGCACGCGUGCUGAGAGUGCGCUGUGUAUGCUCCUCGUUCUUCUAGGCCAUCGGCUAGGGCGGAGGAGAGUGCACGAUAGAAAGACGCGCUCUGAAAUAAACAAUGCAGCGCGAAUGUCGUACACAACUCGUUCGAUAAAGACAGAAAAAGAACGCUCCGUGUGCCUGACCGUGCAGUACCGUACUCGUUCGUUGCAGAUGAUGCUGCAGUCGAUGCGCAAGUACGUUCCGCGCGUGCACGUGUUCGCCGGCAGCGACGUGCAGCAGCUCGACUACCGGCGCUUCAAGACGUUCGUGUUCCCGGAGACCGGGUUCAUCUCGGUCACCUCCUACCAGAACGAGCAGAUAAUUGCGCUGAAAAUACAGAACAAUCCGUACGCCAGAUCGUUCUGCAGCAACACUGACAGGAGAAAUGCUCUCAAGCGUUUGAUGGCGGAAGAAUCAGCGUCCGACGAAGACACGAACGGUCACAACAGCGCAGCGCGACAGUCGUCCAGGACCGAAAGCCCUGAAACAUAUUACACCUCGUCCACGACUUGUAGCACUGCGACGGCACUUCACCAGCGCUUGACGAGCAUGGGCCCGUCACUAGCGAGCGGAUACGACGUGAAUACGGCUCCGUCUUUGCCGCCCACGUACGCCCCGUACACCUGCUCGACGCCGUCUCAGUCCCUCUUCGGUUUGCGCGGUGCCUGCUCGACCGGUCUGGACUGGUACUCGCCGCUGUACAAUCUAGCUCAACAGCUGUACUACUCUCCCGCACCUCCUUCGGCGACGGCCGGAUCGUGCCGCCCGUACGUUCCUUCGCCGUACCUGAAUGCGUCUACGGCACCUGUGAUGUCACCGUUCUUUCUGCCGGGACUCGUCGGCUGUGGCCAAACCACCAAUUCCGCAGCCAUGCCGGUGCCGUCGAUUCCGCCGACGUCGUCUGCUACACCGAUGUCGCGUGCCGUACCGGCGUCGUCUGCUGCCUCGUCGUCGUCUGCUCAGUCGAGGCCGUCUGCGACGCCGGCGACUUCGACGUCGUCGCUGGCAACCGUGUCGUCUGCGACUGCGGUGUUUUCCGCCUCGCCACUGUCGUUCAGUACCACGUCAGCGUCUCAGCCUACCAAAAUUAAUUCGGCACUGUGA
Molecule: messenger RNA, 1716 nt
Organism: Dermacentor andersoni
Lineage: Eukaryota; Metazoa; Arthropoda; Arachnida; Ixodida; Ixodidae
Source: RefSeq, a predicted model, not a curated record